Messenger RNA from Babesia bigemina, 357 nucleotides. RefSeq lists its product as hypothetical. NCBI's taxonomy places the organism in Eukaryota, Apicomplexa, Aconoidasida, Piroplasmida, Babesiidae. The record is from RefSeq and is a predicted model, not a curated record. Gene Ontology annotation, cellular component: cytoplasm. The transcript has 4 exons. Bases 1 to 357 code for a protein of 118 amino acids.
AUGGGUGCGAGGAAAACCGUUGCGCCACCGCCGGACUCUGAUCAGAGUCCGUCGCCGCUAGCCGCGGGGCAGAAUGGCAGCCUGCUUCUGAAGGUGCGGGUGAAGCCCGGGGCAAAGUUCACCCAGCUCGUCGGUAAUUUCGAGGACCCGCUCGGGGUGCAGGUCGCAGCGCCACCGAGGGAGGGGGAGUGCAACGAGGCGCUCGUGGAAUUUAUUGGCGACAUUCUGAAGCUAAAGAAACGAGACGUGUCGUUGACAUCCGGCCACAAGUCUAGAGACAAGGUCUUAUCAAUCACCGGCAUUGCAAUGUCAGCAGCGGAAGAUCUCAUACAGCGUCAACUGCAGCUAGAUGCGUAA